CCUGUUCCUGUAUAUGCUCUUCGUUUCAUACGAGCUCAUCGGAGACACAGUUAACACUUUUAACGUUACAUUGAAAAUUCCCUGGGAUUUAUAUAUUUUCCCUAGUGAAUUGGAAUUAUAGUUCAUUGUUUAGUUUGCUUUAAGACCCUAUUUUCACAUGGCAUUUAAAGAAUAUCCCCAUGACGGAGGAGCAAAAUGGCGAUUGCUUGGACAUUUGCGAGGAACCGUUUAUCUAUUCGUUUUUCUAUUCUUUUUUCUCAAUCAAGUGGAGGCUCAGAUCCGGUAUUCGAUCCCCGAGGAGAUGAAGAAAGGCUCACUUGUUGGUAAUAUUGCGCAAGACCUCGGUUUGGAUUUAAAAAGGCUCCGUUCUGGCCGGGCCCGCAUCGUCACCGGAGAAAACAUCCAGUACGCCGAGCUGAAGACAGACAAAGGGACUUUGGUCGUGCACGAGAGAAUAGACCGAGAGCAGCUCUGUGGAGACGUAACGCCGUGUAGCUUCACCUUCGAGAUUUUAUUGGAAAAUCCAAUGGAGUUGCACCCUGUGACCAUCGAAGUAUUGGACACAAACGACAACGCUCCCACUUUUCAGAACAGUCAUCUGAAUUUCGAAAUAAGCGAAUCCGCUGUGCUUGGUUCCCGUUUUAAUUUAGAAAUUGCGGAUGACGCUGACGUGGGGGAGAACGGUCUGCAAAACUACAUUUUAACUCCAAACGAUAAUUUUGUUUUGAAACAACAUGUGAAUCCAGACGGCAGUAAAUAUGCUGAAAUGGUGCUUCAGAAAUCCUUAGACAGAGAGGAGCAGCCACGCCUGUCCCUAAAAAUGUUGGCUGUUGACGGCGGAAAUCCACAGAGAUCGGGUACAGUAAAUAUAGAUGUUCACAUUCUAGAUGUCAAUGACAAUGCUCCCGUGUUCAACCAAUCCCUAUAUAAAGCAGUUGUGGUUGAAAAUGCACCAAAAGGAACUCACAUUGUUACUGUGAAUGCAAGCGACAUAGAUAGCGGUUCCAACGGGAAGAUUGCGUAUUCCUUUUCAAAAUCAAAAGCAGGGAUUGCCGACCUGUUUGAUAUAGAUGAAGCUACUGGAAUCAUAUUUGUGGCAAAGGAUAUAGAUUUUGAAAAAGAUAAAAAAAUUGAGUUUAGGGUUGAAGCCAAAGAUCAAGGUGGACUUACAGAUUCUAGUAAGGUAGAAAUAGAUGUAAUUGAUGUAAAUGAUAAUGCUCCGGUCAUUAACGUUAUGUCAUUCACCAGUCUUGUGUCUGAAGACUCUCCUGCCGGGACAACUAUUGGCAUAAUCAAUGUCAAGGAUAUUGAUUCUGGUGGAAAUGGACAAUUGAGUUGCACAAUUGAAGGCAAUUCUUAUUUCAAAAUUAAAUCCAAUGUUCGAAAAUAUUAUGCAUUGAUGACUGAUGGUGAAUUAGAUCGAGAAAAUAUGUCAGAAUUCAACAUCACUGUUAUUGCCUCAGACAAAGGAUUGCCCCCACUCUCGACAAAAAGAACAUUUUAUCUUAAGGUUUCGGAUGUCAAUGAUAAUGCCCCAAUAUUUCAACGAGGCUCAUAUAGUGCAUUCCUCACAGAGAAUAACACUCCAGGUGUAUCGGUUCUACGUGUUCAUUCUAAAGACCCAGAUGAAAAUCAGAACGCCCGUGUUUCCUACAUGUUGGACGCAUCUGAUAUAGGCGGAUUUCCAGUUACUGAUUAUGUCUCUAUAAAUGCAGAAAGUGGAGUAAUUAAUGCAGUGGGCUCAUUUGAUUAUGAGCAGAUCAAGCAGCUUGUGUUCUCUGUCAAAGCUCAAGAUGGAGGUUCCCCUCCACUCAGCAGCAAUGUGUCUGUAACAAUAUUGAUCCAGGACCAGAACGACAACCCUCCUCAGGUUCUGUACCCGGUGCAGACUGGAGGCUCUCUGGUGGCUGAGAUGGUUCCUCGUUCAGCAGAUGUGGGCUAUCUGGUCACUAAAGUGGUGGCUGUUGACGUGGACUCUGGACAGAACGCCUGGCUCUCCUAUAAACUGCAGAAAGCCACAGACAGGGCGCUGUUUGAAGUGGGCUUAGAGAAUGGAGAGAUAAGAACUAUCCGUGGAGUCACUGAUAAAGAUGCUGUGAAACAAAGACUGACUGUGAUAGUGGAGGACAACGGGCAGCCCUCUCGUUCAGCUACAGUCAUUGUUAACGUGGCGGUGGCGGACAGCUUCCCUGAAGUGCUGUCUGAGUUCACUGACUACACACAAGACAAGGAGUACAAUGACAACCUGACCUUCUACUUAGUGUUGGCUUUGGCUGUAGUUUCCUUCCUCUUCAUCACGUGUUUAGUGGUUAUUAUAUCCGUGAAGAUCUACAGAUGGAGACAGUCUCGCGUCCUGUAUCACUCCAAUCUCCCUGUGAUUCCGUAUUAUCCACCACGUUACUCAGACACUCUGGGGACAGGGACUCUCCCACACGUGUACAACUACGAGGUGUGUAGGACGAAUGACUCCAGAAAGAGUGACUGCAAGUUCGGAACAGUCGGUAGUCAGAACGUGCUGAUAAUGGACCCCAGUUCUACAGGGACGAUGCAGCGGAUACAGAGUGAGAAGAACAUCCUGGAUGAACCAGACUCUCCUCUAGAGGUGAGUCAAAUAAUAUAGCCUCAUCUUCUUAUC
Molecule: messenger RNA, 2635 nt
Organism: Gasterosteus aculeatus aculeatus (three-spined stickleback)
Lineage: Eukaryota; Metazoa; Chordata; Actinopteri; Perciformes; Gasterosteidae
Source: RefSeq, a predicted model, not a curated record